AUGUCGUCCCGCCGCCCCAUCUACAUCAACCCCAACACCAAAAACCAAAGCACCAACUAUCCCGACACAACCGCCCUCACAAAAUUCCACCGCUCGCUCUCCGGCUACAAACCAACCCCACUAACCCCUCUCCCAGCCCUCGCCCGCGAACUCGGCGUGCGCGCCGUGCUCGUGAAAGACGAAAGUAACCGCCUGGGCCUCCCCGCAUUCAAAGUCCUCGGCGCAUCAUGGGGCUGUUACCGCGCUGUCGCAGCAUAUCUAGAUCUACCGCUAACUGUCUCGCUGGAUGAAAUGGCAUCAAAAGCACAGGCGGGCGGCGUAACGCUUUUCGCGGCCACGAAGGGGAACCAUGGCCGUGCGGUGGCGUUUAUGGCGAGGACGCUUGGGGUUGCUUGUAAGAUCUAUGUAUCGGAGUCUAUGGACCAGGGUACCAGGGGGCGGAUUAGCGAGGAGGGGGCCCAGCUUACGGUGAUCAAGGGAGACUAUGACCAGGCUGUUCUGGAUGCUCUGAGGGAUUCGAGGAGAGUGCAGGGUGGAGCCGGGAUUCUGGUGCAGGAUACAGCGCUGGAUGGGUAUGAGGAGGUUCCGGGUUGGAUCGUGGAGGGGUAUGGGACUAUGAUGGGGGAGGUUGAGGAGCAGGUGUCUGAGAUGGGGCUGAGGGCGAGUGUUAUGGUUACGCCGGUGGGGGUUGGGAGUCUUGCGAAUACUGUCGCUACGUUUUGCAAGUCUAGAGAGGAGGCUAUCUCCGUCGUUGCUGCUGAGCCGGAUACGGCUGCUUGUUUGCAGGAGAGUUUGCUCAAGGGCGAGUUGACGUCGAUUGAGACGACCGGGACGAUUAUGGAUGGGAUGGACUGCGGGACUGUCUCUACGACGGCAUGGCCGAAUCUGAAGAGGCUGGUGGAUGCGAGUGUCACGGUGUCUUGCUACGAGAGUCACCGGGCCGUUGAGUAUCUGGCUUCGCAGGGCAUCGGUGCUGGCCCUUGUGGUGCGGCGUCGGUGGCAGCGUUGAGGCGUCUCGCAGCGGAAAGCUCUGAAUCACUGCUCAGUAAGGACUCGGUCGUUGUGCUGCUGAGUACUGAGGGUCCUCGCGACUAUCCUAUCCCGUUUGAUGUUUCAGCCGAGGGCGCCGUCGAGCUGACGAGCGUCCUGACCAAGAUCAACUCAUCCAACCCUACGCUCUCGUUAGCAGAUGGCGCUGGCAAGACUCAGAUCUGCAACUACCUGCAGGCCUGGUUCGCCCACCGCGGGAUUGAGUCGCACCGCGUUGAGCCUGUCCCCGGACGACCCUCCGUCAUCGGGGUGCUAAAGGGCACCGGUGGCGGGAAAUCACUGAUGUUCAACGGCCACAUCGACACCGUCAGCUUAGCAAGCUACGAGAAAGACGCACUCUCAGGCACAAUCGAUAAGCGAGACGGCAAAGAGGUAGUCCUCGGCCGAGGUAGCUUGGACAUGAAGAGCGGACUUGCCACUGCCCUGGCGGCCAUGGCAUCUGCCAAAGCCAGUUGCUCCCCUCUGCGUGGUGAUGUGAUAAUCGCCGCUGUUUCAGACGAGGAGGAUGCGUCGCAGGGAACCCGGGAUAUACUGGCUGCAGGAUGGAGGGCAGACGCCGCUGUGAUCCCCGAGCCGACGACAGAGAUCAUUGCGCAUGCGCACAAGGGGUUCGUAUGGGUUGAGGUGGAUAUCCUCGGUGUAGCUGCUCACGGCUCCAACCAUCUUGGAGGCGUUGAUGCAAUUCUGCAUGCUGGCUGGUUCCUGCGAUCACUGGAGGAGUACGGCCAGCGACUCCCCGUUGACGAUGUUCUGGGUCCAGCGACGAUGCACUGCGGUCUGAUUCAGGGCGGAGAAGAAGCAUCCUCGUACCCCGCAAAAUGCACAAUCACUGUUGAAUUCCGCACAGUCCCCAGCCAAACAGAGGAGUCGAUCGUGCAUGACAUCCAGUCCUUGCUAGAGGAUAUCCAGAAAGGAAAUUCCAAGUUUGGAUUCGCCGAACCCCGGGCGACAUUGUGUCGACCGGCCCACAAAAUCAGCGCCGACCAUCCCCUGAUUAGCCAGGUGGCUGAGUGUGCAGCAUCAGCUAUGGGGAGUCGUCCUUCAGUCGAGAGCGUUCCGUUCUGGUGUGAUGCUGCUCUGCUGAGCCAAGCUGGGAUCCCGUCUGUUGUGUUUGGGCCAUCUGGACAUGGACUGCAUGGGAAGGAGGAGUACGUGGAAGUGAAGAGUGUACAACGUUUGGAGGAAACAUUCAUCAGCUUGGACAUGGAUGACUGGGUGGUGCCUAAUGAUACUGAUACCGGCUUCCUGCAGUAUCCCCAUACGGAGGAUCAACGUGGGGUAGAUGCGCCUCCGACGGGGUCAUGGCCGGUCGAGGAGGAUAUUUUUUUUGACUGGGACACAUUAUACGGCAUACGGGAUCAAGAUACUUCAAACUCCCAGGUGGACCGGACACCGUGGUUGACACUCGACUUUCUACACACCACGGAGCCAUCCUUACCCCCGCUAUCAGGCGGGGAGCGAGCCUUCAAUGAACCGGAAAUCAACGAACCAGAUAUCCUCGGCCGGACACAACCUGGAAAUGCGCCCGUUGUGUCUGAGAGGUUCAAUGAUGUCGCCGAGUGGUUAGACGGGGCAUACCGUCCGCCGAACCCGUGCGACAACUGCCGCAGACAUCGCUUCCAAUGUCUGAUCUUGCGGCGGACAGCUGAUAACCCGAACCCGGUGCCGUCAUGCUCCAGCUGCGUUGGACUGUUCCGACCAUGCAGCUUUUCCCGACCAGGGGAGAAGCGCCAGCCGUGUGGGUUCGAGACACUGUCUCCAGUUCUAGGCCACCUCCACGGCGUGAUUGAAGAAGGGGACGAAGGCGAAGACGGCCCGCGCAGAGUCGACGCGAAAGAAACGAAGCAGUUCGUCCGCAAAGGAGCGCGUGUACUACGGGAGUGGUUUUAUCAGAACGAGCACUGCCCGUAUCCGUCAGAAGAGGAAAAGGCUCGCCUCUCCCAGGAAACGGGCUUCUCGAGACAGAGGAUAUCGACCUGGUUUGCGAAUGCCCGGCGGCGGCAUAAGCAGCAGCGGCAGGCUGGGUCAUCGACCCGGCUAUACCGUGCUGGAUCGCCGAUGCCGACGAGUGAUGUGACAUCGAUGACUCCGAUGGAGCGCUGGCAGGCGUCGCCGCCUGACGAGGAGCCCGUGCCUGAGGCUGUGAUCAGGGAAGCUAUAGCGUCUACAUCUACGACUUCGGAUGCGUCUCGCCCGCAGAGCCAGGUGGGUACACCAUCCACCGACCUCUCGUCUAUUUGCGAAGGGUCCUCACUCGCAUCGUCACUAUCAAGCUUUGGUAUCCCGCCAUCGAAUGCCUCGGAUAGUAGUUCGUCUGCGUGGAGUUUCCAAUCAGGGGAUGGACCACUCCGCUCGCGGCCAUAUCAUAGACGACCAUCAUCUGGGCGAAGAGGAGGUCGAAGGCGAGUUGCAGAAGAUGGCCAUUACCAGUGCACGUUUUGUACGCAGUCGUUUAAGAAAAAGCACGACUGGUCGAGACACGAGAAGAGCGUCCAUCUCCCACUGGAUGUCUGGAUCUGCACGCCGAGCCUCAGCGAACUAGAAGAUGGGAACAUGCCCUUCGCAGAAUGUAGAUUCUGUGAUCACCAACAACCCACACGAGAGCACUGGGAGAGUCACGACUUCCGCGAAUGCGCUACCAAACCUCUCCCCGAGCGGUCCUUCAGUCGCAAGGACUAUCUCUGGCAGCAUCUGCGCAAGUUCCACGGAUGCACGCGGUAUCCAAUCUCAAACCUCGAUUCCUGGAGGUCCGCACAGAAAGAAAUCCAAAGUCGCUGUGGGUUCUGUUCGUCGCCAUUGCCUAGCUGGGCGGCACGGGCAGACCAUUUGGCGACGCAUUUUAAAGACGGCUGCCGGAUGUCGCAAUGGGUUGGUGACUGGGGAUUUGAACCGACAGUUCUUGCGCGUCUACGAAAUGCAGUUUUACCGAUCCAACGCGGUCUUCUAGAUAUGGCAGCGACAUGA
Messenger RNA from Aspergillus versicolor CBS 583.65, 4014 nucleotides. RefSeq lists its product as uncharacterized. The record is from RefSeq and is a predicted model, not a curated record. Gene Ontology annotation, molecular function: DNA binding; hydrolase activity. The coding region runs from base 1 to 4014 and encodes 1337 amino acids. Gene Ontology annotation, biological process: regulation of DNA-templated transcription. NCBI's taxonomy places the organism in Eukaryota, Fungi, Ascomycota, Eurotiomycetes, Eurotiales, Aspergillaceae. The transcript is spliced from 2 exons.